GCUCACCCGGCUGAGUCCUGCGCCGCCGCCGCGUUCAAGUCCAACCGCCGAUGCCGCCGCCACCCGCACGCCGAGAAAACGCGAUACGCCACCGACGCUCGUCCUCCAUUCACCCCGUCAACUACCCACUCGCCGUCACACGACUCACCCCCUCUGCCUGGGUCCUCGUGUCCUCGCCGCAGCCGGGUCUGCCGCCAAACGGCCGCCGGGAGCACCGACGCCACCACCGCUGCGCCACCACACGGCAAUGAUCGCGCCGCCCGGAACUAUGCGCCAGAUGUGUAAAUCGUAAUGCGAAGAUGGUGUGUUCCGAAUGUCCAAUGGUCCCAGUUGGUGUUGUGCGCCACCGUGCUGUUCCUGCUGGGCGGCCUGCACAUCUACAGAGGCCCCAACGGUGGGCCACUGCAGGCUUUGGACGAUGUGGUCGACGACGAGGACACAUCCGGUUCUACCCGGACGACUCAAGACGAUCGAGCGUAUCGAAGACUCAGGUUUCCGAAGACCAGCAGACGAUUGCCUCAGGCGAUCAUCAUCGGUGUGCGGAAAGGUGGCACGCGGGCGCUGUUGGAGAUGUUGUUCCUGCACAAGUCUGUGCAAAAGGCCAACGGCGAGGUGCACUUCUUCGACCGGGACGACAACUACGAACGUGGCUUGGACUGGUACAGGAGGCGAAUGCCGUACUCGUUCCCCAACCAAAUCACCAUUGAAAAAAGCCCCAGCUAUUUCGUGACACCAGAG
This is a messenger RNA of Diuraphis noxia (Russian wheat aphid), 738 nucleotides long. RefSeq names its product heparan sulfate glucosamine 3-O-sulfotransferase 5-like. Gene Ontology annotation, molecular function: [heparan sulfate]-glucosamine 3-sulfotransferase activity. Lineage: Eukaryota; Metazoa; Arthropoda; Insecta; Hemiptera; Aphididae. The record is from RefSeq and is a predicted model, not a curated record.